AAAAUGAUUGAUUCAGAUCGUAUUAUUGCAGCCUUUUCAGCUCUGCCAAUCAAUUCAAUCAAUCAAGAUUGGGUGAAAGAUGUAUGGACAGCAGAUUUUACAGAUUUAGGUGAAAUACCAGAGGAAACUGUAACUAUAGUUAGUAAUGAUAGAUAUAAUAUUUCACAGCUAGAAGAUUGUUGUAAAUUAUUAGUGAAGGAAAAAGACGGGAGACUAUGGACUUUAUUGGUAGAUAAUGAUAUAUCAUUAAAAUCUACAGUAGUAUUAUUAUACUAUCUACUAGACAUUGGUACCAAGGUAAAUUCUAACUAUGUUAUGAAAGAAGCCUCUAUAUUAGCAGCCUCAGUCUAUAUCAAAUUAUUAGCUCUUCCUGGAAGUGGAGCCUUUAAAGUUUUUCAUCCAGAAAUCAUUGUCAAGUGUGUGGAAAUAUUAAAAUUCUUUGAUAAUGUUGGUUCUACUAAACGUAAAGUUAGUUCUGAUAGUGGUGGCAGCAAGAAGAAAAAAGGUCAGAAAAAGAGGAAAAGAAAGAACACUGCUGAAGAAGACAGUUCACUGAAUAAUGAUGAGGAUGUGUCUAUUAAUGAUGAUGAUGAUAUUGAUGAGGAGCUAACCCCAUCUCAAGUCAACAGGCUAAUGAAACUAUUACUCAAUUUGUUGAAGGAUUUAACUCACUUAUUUGAAGGAUUUUCUUUAAAGAGCUCAUAUUCUACAGCUCACAGACUGAUAUCCUAUUUUGUACAGUUAACAAGACAGGAAAUGGUGGACGUUGACUUUUAUUCAUGGCCAUCUAUAGAAAACAUGUCGGUGCCAUGCUUGGCUUACAGAUGUUUAGAUUUAAUGUGUACAGUUCCAAGUCUUAAUAUAACUAUUCUUACAGCGGUGUGUAAAUAUAUUCUGCCUAAUCUAUUGAUGGCUGGUAAAUCAGUAGUUAGAGCUGAUACCAAAAUAGUUGAUCAAACAGUAGAAUUUCUCAGAUAUAUAAUGAAAACUGGAGGAGAGACUACUAUACCAGUAAUAAGCACAUUAAUUCAGCAUAUGAGUACUAAAGUUUUAGAUAAAUCAGAUUUCAGGUUGACUGUUGCCAAGGCUAUAGUAACGUUGCUUCAAGAUUUCCCAGCUCCAUCCUACUCUAAAGUAUUAGAAUGGUUACUUAAGCUUUCACAACAUGCCAAGAUGAGUCACAGAAUAUUUGCUUUAGAAGUUGUAACUUUGUUAUUAGGAAGAAAGGAACCAGAAUCUAUAGAUGAUGUGAAUGAUGAAACAGUGUUAAUAACCAAACAUAAAUCAUUAAUGAGUGUUAUAUUAGCUAGAUGUUCAGAUUUAUCUCCUUCGGUUCGGUCUAAAGCUAUAUUAGGAUUUUCACAAUGUUUUGUAUCUCUGAAUACUGAUGUGGUAUCAGCUAUGAGAGAGAUAGUUACACCAAGAGCAAAUGCCAGCCGCCAAAAACAUCCCCCACACUUGAUACCUACACCUGAUUUACAGAAUAGAGUUGAAACCAGAAUCACUCCAGAAAGUAUAAGUAAAGAUGGAGAGAAUGAGACACCACUAGUGACUCCCUCAGAUAGUGAUGUUAAUGUUACUGUUGGAAAUACUACCUCUACUAGUAGAAACAGAACAGUUUUUCCUUUUACACCUUUUGUUGGUGUUCAGCUAACACCUGGUUUUAAUCCAGAUUUAACAGAUAAUGAAGGUGUGAUAUCUAUGCUGCGUAGAAGAUCUAGUGAUGAAAAUGCUGGUGUAAGAAAAGCUGCAGUACAAGCCUUACAAAAUAUCAUUUUGUUUGAGAAACCAAACUUCAGAAAAGAGAAUUUGAUCAUGAUUAACGAGAGAUGUUGUGAUCCUUCCUUAUCUGUAAGAAAACAAUCUAUACAGUGUUUAACCAGAUAUAUUACACAAAUUUGGUUAGAUGGUGCCCUUCCUCUAGUGAUGGAUCGAGAGAAUACUCUACAAGAUAAAUGUUGUGAAUUAGUCGAAGAUGUAAUAUUUGGAAACUUGACAACCUAUCACAAACAUUACCUACAGCUUGCCUGUCAAACAUUAGCUAGAAGUAAAAAGAUCAAGCUAUCAUACAUGAAAAAUCUGGAGACGCAUAUUGAUACUGAAAAUAAUAAGGGCGCAUGGUUAUUAAUCUAUAUAAUAGCCCAGUUUGUACCCAAAAUAAAUGCACAAUUUGUUAUCGAUUAUUGGGAAAAACAUUCACAGUCAUUAAAAGAUGAAGAAGAAGAUACGUUUGAAAGAGUAUUAAAUGUAAUAUGCUAUACAGCUGAACAUCUGUUAUCUACUGUUAGACUAGAUAUGAUAGAUGAUUUGAAUAACAGAUUAAAAAGAUUUGAUUCGCCACCAGGAUUAGUAGCUGUCAUAGUUAAAACAUUAUCAAAGUUGAGUGAAUGUCAAGCUACAUCUGAAGGAGAUACAACACGAAGUCAGAAAGAAACUUGGGGAGUACAACUGUUAAAAUCUUGUGAUGAAUAUCUUUCUAAAGUUAUAUUUGAAGACAAAUUAGAAGGUGAAGUAGAUGAAGAUAAGAUAGUGUGUUAUUUAAGUACUAUAGGAGAAAUAGUUCAACUCUGUCCUGCUAAAACACCACAACGUAUAUAUUUAUUAGUACAAAGUAUAGUAGCAGGAAGUGAAUUACCCAGUGAACAUCAUUCUCAAAUCUCUGAUACUUCACAUACUUCCUCUCAAAACUCUUCCCAGAACUCAUCACAAAGUUCCCAGGGUACACAGCAAGCAAUACCUCCUUCCCAACCAUUUUCACAGUUUAAAGGUUUUAAUACAUCAAAUAGAGUUCGCACCUUUGCAUUUAUCACACUAGGUAAAUUACUUUUACAAAAUGAAAGACUAGCUAAGAAAUGUAUCCCAGCUUUAGCUCGUGAAUUAGAGACCUGUAGUGAUAUAGUAUUACGUAAUAAUAUUGUUAUUAUAAUGUGUGAUUUGUGUAUAAGGUAUACAACUGUAAUUGAUAGUUAUGUACCAAAUAUUGCUGUUUGUCUUAAAGAUCGGGCUCCUUUGAUUCGUAAACAAACUUUAACAUUGCUGACACGUUUACUACAGGAAGAUUUUAUCAAAUGGAAAGGAGUUUUAUUCUUUAGAUUUAUUACGACAUUAUUAGACUCAGACUCAGAUAUUCAAGAUUUUGCUGAGUUCUGUAUGAUCAAUAUUUUACUACAUAGACAACCUAAUAUGUUCUUUAAUCAUUUUAUUGAAUGUAUUUUUCACUUUAAUGGUUACACUGAAAGUUCAGUUUACAAUAAAUUUACACAGACGGACCGGGAGAAAUCAUUAUUUAAUAUGAAAGGUGAACAUGCUGCCAGUAAGAGAUUAAAGUUGUAUUUAUUUAUGUUAGAACACACAAAUGAUCAGCACAAAUUUCAACUUACUUCAAAACUCUGUCAAGAUAUACUAGGUGGUGUUGUUGAUAAUAUUUUACCAUUGAAUGAGAAAUCAUUACCGUUAUUAAAAGAUUCAUUAGCUAUUUUGAGUAGCAAGGAAAUAAAGAUAUCUAGUAUGAAAGCUAAACCGACAGCACAAGAUGAUGAUGAGCAACAACCAGAUAUGGCUGCCGUUGUCUUGGCAACUGCUAAAAAACAUCUUAUAACACAGGUAGUUAAGAAAAAUGUAAUAGAAAAUAUUGUACCAAUAGUUACAUCACUAAAAUAUAUACUAGAAAAGGAAAAAUCACCAGUUUUAAAAGAUCUCAUGAUUUAUUUACAAGUUUUAAUGAAAGAUUUUAAAACAGAAAUUGAAGAAAUUCUUGCAAGUGAUAAACAGCUAUUGAAAGAAUUGAAUUUUGAUAUAAAAAGAUUUGAAGAACAACAGGAAAAUGAAAGUAAUAAUAUAACAACAGAUACUAUACCAAUGGCUAGCCAGACUGGUACACCUGUGGCUACUCCUGUAACCAUAGUAACAGAACCUUCCAGUGACAAUAAUACAGACACCACUGUUAACAGUCCUUCUAGAACUGACAGUACUACAACUCAGACAUCUACUGUAGGAACUCCUAAACAAGACAAAAUAACUGGACCAAGACCACCACUGUUGUCAGCAGCCAUUUUGAAUUCGGCUAAAAAGAAUAUUGAGAGAUUAAAAGAGUUAAAGGAAGCUAGAAAUACACCCAGUAAAACUAAGAAAACACCUAAAGGAAAAACCCCCAGUAAUAAGAGUAAAGGUGGAACACCAGUUAGUGAUAAAGAAAGGAGAAAGUCUGGUGUAACUUGGGCUGAUGAAAAUUCUAAAGAUCCCAUUGGAAGUUCAAGCAACACUAAUGAGGCUUCCAGUACAUCAUCAGCAACUAUUCUUAUUAAAACACCAAAUCAUCGUGUAACAAGAGCUAUUAGUACCCCAUCAGGAGCUCUAGGAAAUAUAACCUUUGCUAUAGAUCAGAAUACAUCAAUGAUACCCUUAUCCCCUAUAGAAGGUAGUGAUGAAUCAGCUCUUCAAAUUUCUAAACAACCAGAAUUUGAUAGUGAUGAUGUUGUGUUUUUGAUGUCUCCAGAAAGACCAUUACCAAAACCAAAAAAAUGGAAUAUUAAGAGUGUGAAAACUGAAGCAUCCUGAGAAGUUAGACUUUUUCAUGAACAUUUACAAUGAUCAUUGUACAUGUAAAUAUAUACUGUAUGCAAUAUAUAAAUAUAAUAUUUAUACAAU
Molecule: messenger RNA, 4647 nt
Organism: Lottia gigantea (owl limpet)
Lineage: Eukaryota; Metazoa; Mollusca; Gastropoda; Lottiidae
Exons: 44
Coding region: 4-4557 (1517 amino acids)
Biological process (GO): mitotic chromosome condensation; meiotic chromosome condensation
Cellular component (GO): condensed chromosome, centromeric region
Molecular function (GO): histone binding
Source: RefSeq, a predicted model, not a curated record